AUGCAAAUUGCUCAUGUGCUAAAUGCACGUGCAUCCGUUUUCAUUUCGUGGCCUGGAGAACUCGGGAUCACAAUAAAUCAACGAGAUUUCUUGGAAAUAGGUGGGUUCCCAGGAGUGAUUAGAGUCGUCGAUGGUUGCCUCAUAAAAAUUAGUGCGCCACACGAGAAUCCUGACAGCUAUAUAGACAGGAAAGGACACCAUUCGAUAAACAUGCAGGCUAUAUUCGAUUCAAGAAGGCGUUUCAUUGACGUCUAUGCGGCUUGCCCUGGAAGCGUCAAUGAUGCGCGAGUGUGGUCCCUGAGCACAAUUAACCAAGAAUCUCUUCGAGACUAUGACCGCUACUUUCCAGAGCAGACUCAUAUUCUCGGAGACAAAAUAUAUCCCGUGCGUUUUAAUUUAAUGCCACCAUUCAAGGGCUUAAGAAAUUUGGGACCAAUGGAGCUCGAAUACAACAGAAUUCACAUUCUUACACGUCAAAUAAUAGAAAGGGCUUUUGCCCUCUUAUUGCAACGUUUUCGACGUUUGAAAUACUUAUAUCUACAAGACGUUGCAAUCGCAUCUCUCAUCAUUCUUGCCUGUUGCUGUCUUCACAAUGUUUGCAUUUCAUUGAACGAUGUACUUGGGGAGGAGGAGGAGAUGGAACAAUUGUUGAAAGAAAAUGGUGAUGAUGAUAAUGAUGAUGGAGGUAAUGGAGAUCUUCGGGGAGAAGAUGGGAAUAUGCAAUUUCCAGCAAUUUUGAAGCGUAAUAUUAUUGCUGAACAAUUGUAUACAAUUCGAAGAAUGCAAUAA
Leptopilina boulardi is the source of this 789-nucleotide messenger RNA. RefSeq names its product putative nuclease HARBI1. The transcript has a single exon. Lineage: Eukaryota; Metazoa; Arthropoda; Insecta; Hymenoptera; Figitidae. The record is from RefSeq and is a predicted model, not a curated record. The coding region runs from base 1 to 789 and encodes 262 amino acids.